Messenger RNA from Canariomyces notabilis, 973 nucleotides. RefSeq lists its product as uncharacterized. Lineage: Eukaryota; Fungi; Ascomycota; Sordariomycetes; Sordariales; Chaetomiaceae. The record is from RefSeq and is a predicted model, not a curated record. The transcript is spliced from 2 exons. The coding region runs from base 300 to 941 and encodes 213 amino acids.
GUACCGUACAGCGUAUGGAUUGUAAGUACAGUACGUGUAUGACAGCUCGGGCUGUUAGUGCAUCCAAAAUUUUGUAUGCAGAAGUCAUCCUCUCUACUACCGGUACCCUCUCUAACAGUAAGAGUUGUCCAGGACGGUUCAAUACAAAGCCAAUCAGCAGAGUCCCGAUGAUUUGCGCCCCUUAUCAACGACUCUCAGUCGACCAGUUGCGCCCACUCCACAGGAAGCGCAUUGCACUCGCCGACUCAUCAGGAUCGAACAUACGAAGUUGAUUAAAUAUCCUGAGACCGAAUUCCAAAAUGGAACCUGUUCAAUCUCUCGCGGCCAACUAUGCCGCGGCCAUCAAAGUCAUCGACGAGGCGCACGCACAGGACCCCAACACGAUCGCGGGCGACCAUGGCACUGUCCCGUACGAGCUUCACUACGCGCAGAAAAUGACUCGCUGGCUGGCCAAGCGCAAACCAGACGCAUCACCUGCGCUACAGCUCGCCUGCCGCGCCCAGCACUUUCGCCGCUGGGAACUACCCCGAUCCAGCUACCCCAUGACACGCGCGGGCUACCUGACAUGGCGCGCGAAGCAGAAGAGCCAAGCAGCGUUGCAGGUUGCCGAGCUGCUGUCUUCGUCGCCGGCAAUCCAGCCGCCGCUGGGCCGGGACGAGGUUGAGCGGGUGGCCGCCCUGGUGCGCAAGGAAAACCUGAAGGACGACGAGGAAACGCAGGUGCUUGAAGACGUUGCGUGUCUCGUGUUUCUGGACGACCAGUUUGACGGGUUCGAGACAAAGCCCGAGAUUGACGAGGACAAGGUGGUCGGGAUCCUGAGGAAGACGUGGGCUAAAAUGAGCAAAGAGGGUCAGCAAUUGGCCCUGGGCAUGCAAUUGAGCGAGCGGGCCACGAUGUUGAUCCAGAAGGCGUUGGCCGUGGACGGGGAGGGGUCGAGUUAAGCUAUUUUCCUCAUGAAUUCAGGCGAGGUUUG